GCGGCGAAUGGAGAAGAAAGUUCCUCCCAAUUUAUUGCACCCGCCGCCGCUGCCUGGACUCUGCUUUUGUUCUGCCUCAGCAAUCGCGCCCUCUCCCACCGCACCCUUCCAUUCGUUUGCGACUUUGGCCACGGAUCCCUCAUCGCAAACAGCCCCGUAAUACCGCACACGUUAUCCACAGCAGUCAAGAUGGGCGAAUCUCGGCAAGAACUCGUGCAAUGGCUCAACAGCCUCCUGCAGCUCAACAUCACCAAGGUCGAACAGUGUGGCACCGGCGCCGCGCUCUGCCAGGUGUACGACAGCAUCUUUAAUGACGUGCCCAUGUCGCGCGUCAAGUUCAACGUCAACACCGAAUAUGCCUACAUCCAGAACUUCAAAGUCCUGCAGAACACAUUCACGAGACACAAGCUCGACCGGUCGAUCCCCGUCGAAUCGCUCGUGAAGUGCAAGAUGCAGGACAACCUCGAAUUCCUGCAGUGGACAAAGAGGUUCUGGGACCAAUACUACCCGGGCGGCGACUACGAUGCCGUCGGCCGGCGGAAGGGCGGCACGAUGCCCGCCGGUGGCGGUGCGGGCCCCCGGGCUGCUAGCGGCGCUGCGAGGCGCCCCGGCGGCACCACCCCAACCACGGGCCCCCGGGCCGGCGGCAUCAAGGCGGGCGGUGCGGCGAGCGCCGCCCUGCAGCAAGAGAACAACACGCUGAAGGAGACGGUCGUCGGGCUGGAGCGGGAGCGCGACUUCUACUUCAGCAAGCUGCGCGACAUUGAGCUCUUGGUCCAGCAGGCCGUCGAGGAGGACCCCGAGCUCGAGAAGCCCGAAGACGGGCUCGUCAAGCAGAUCCAGACCAUCCUCUACUCGACCGAGGAGGGCUUCGAGAUCCCCGACGCGGCGGAGCCGGUGGUGGACGACCAAGAGACGUUUUAAGGGGCGGCGGGCUCUGGCAGGAGGGGCAGGAGGCACAGAGGUGAGGAGCGAGUGUGGUGGAAGCUAUGAGGAGGUAAUUAUCGGGUCACGGGCACGUCCCCCGAAGAACAUGAUGCAUAUGACACGGAGCGCGGUCGGUAACGGCUGAGGGGUCAUCUUGGGAUGGGUUACCCUCUAUACCCCCGCACUGUCUGGUGCCGCGGCGCCGCCACCCUUUGGCUUUUUAGCAUAGCCCGCGCACAAUUAACUGUCUGUGAGAGCA
This is a messenger RNA of Chaetomium fimeti, 1186 nucleotides long. Its product is annotated as calponin domain-containing protein. Lineage: Eukaryota; Fungi; Ascomycota; Sordariomycetes; Sordariales; Chaetomiaceae. The record is from RefSeq and is a predicted model, not a curated record. Gene Ontology annotation, molecular function: microtubule plus-end binding. Gene Ontology annotation, biological process: protein localization to microtubule; regulation of microtubule polymerization or depolymerization; spindle assembly. Gene Ontology annotation, cellular component: cytoplasmic microtubule; microtubule plus-end; microtubule organizing center. The transcript is spliced from 4 exons. The coding region runs from base 190 to 924 and encodes 244 amino acids.